UUCUAUGGAUGGCGAAGGAAAAGCUUAGUUGGCACUGAUCUCUCCUUUCCAUAUAGACGUAGCUUACAUUAGGCAGCAAAUAGUCUGUUAUGCAUCGUAAAUAGUGCGUGUUUACAGAGCAUAGUGAAUGCAUGUUUAGCCAUGCGAUGAGGACAGUGCACUUUGCAAGACUUGUGCUGCAGAGAGCCUCCGCAGAUCCCACGACCUGUUGCUGACAAGCUGGGAGAAGGAGAGGUGAGAGCCGCUUGAGAAGGGUAGCCUACUGCCUUGGAGACGAGAGCCGGUGGUUUCUUCACCCGGGAAAUCAUGCAGUUUGCAAUUUGGCUGGUUGGACUCAUGUGUCAUCUGUCAGCACUUGUCCGGAACUCCUUGGAAUACCGAUUGCAUCCGAAACAAGAAAGUUUCAUCAAACAGUUGUCAUCCUAUGAAAUUAUCACCCCGCUGCGGAUAAAUGAUUUCGGAGAAUCAUUCACCCACAAGUUUCACUACAAAAGGAAACGGAGAAGUGUUAAUUCUGAUUAUUCGGAUGGUUUAAGUGCUCACUACAGAAUUGAGGCAUUCGGACAACGCUUUCAUCUCAAUCUCACCGCCGACUCCGGUUUUAUUGCCCCCACGUACACUGUGACACAUUUGGGAGCGGAACACAGCAACGCAACGGAGUCCCAACAACAAGAAGACAGCGAUAUGCGGCACUGCUUUUUCCGCGGACACGUCAACGCCAAGAUUGAAUCCACUGCAGUCUUCAGUCUGUGCACUGGUCUUAUCGGGACUUUUACCACCCAGCAUGGUGAAUACUUCUUAGAGCCCCUGAUGAAGGCGGAGGAGGGGGAGGAGUACGACGAGGAGCACAACAAACCUCACCUCGUCUACAGACAGGACAGGAAGAGGAGAGAGGGCCCUGCCAGUGAACCCACGCAACCCUGUUCAGCCUCAGGGGAAGGGUCGGAAGGUCCAGUUGUCAAUCUUCAGAGCGAUAGGAGUAUGGGAGAAGAGUUGGAUUCCCUGAGAGAUAGAAUGGACAUCCACCACACCGGUUACGAGAUAGACCACACGACAGAGCAUCACAUAGGCAACCACACCACCAACUCCUCAGACCCCCGUCACAGAGCCCCGUCCAGGCAGAAGAGGUUCCUCUCGUACCCCCGCUACGUGGAACUGAUGCUGACUGCUGACGUCAAGAUGGCGCGCCACCACGGACGCAACCUCGAGCACUACAUCCUAACAAUCAUGUCAGUAGUUGCUGCGGUCUACAGCGACCCAAGUGUAGGAAACCUCAUCAACGUCAUGAUUGUCAAGCUGAUCGUCAUCCACAAUGAACAGGCUGGGCCCUCGAUCAAUUUCAAUGCUGCUACUACCCUCCACAACUUCUGUGUCUGGCAACAGACCCAAAAUGUCCAGGACGACAGUCACCCUUCCCACCACGACACUGCACUCCUCAUAACAAGGGAAGACAUCUGCCGAGCGAAAGACAAGUGUGACACAUUGGGGCUGGCGGAGCUGGGGACCAUGUGUGACCCGUACCGGAGCUGCUCCAUCAGCGAAGAGAACGGACUCAGCGCUUCAUUCACCAUCGCUCACGAGCUGGGCCAUGUGUUCAACAUGCCCCACGAUGACAACCCCAAAUGCAGGGAGGCAGGCAUGAAGCACCAGUAUCAUGUCAUGGCGCCCACCCUCAACUACGACACCAGCCCCUGGUCCUGGUCCAAAUGUAGUCGCAAGUACAUCACCGAGUUUCUGGACACAGGGUAUGGAGAGUGCCUAUUGGACGAGCCAGUGAGCAGAACGUACGAGCUGCCCAACCACCUCCCUGGACAGGUUUACAACGCCAACCGGCAGUGUGAGCUCAUGUUUGGCCCCGGCUCCAUGGUCUGCCCUUAUAUGAAACAAUGCAAGAGGCUUUGGUGUACGAGUGCUGAGGGGGACCAUAAAGGGUGUCGGACACAGCACAUGCCCUUGGCUGAUGGGACAGACUGUGGACAUGGAAUGCACUGCAGACAUGGGAAGUGUGUGAACAAGGAGUUGGACCUGCGGCCGGUCCAUGGGGAGUGGGGCCCCUGGGGACCCUACAGUGUCUGCUCCAGGACCUGUGGAGGAGGCACCAGGAGCACCUCCAGAGACUGCAACAACCCUGAGCCCAGGAACAAAGGAAGGUUCUGUGUGGGUCGAAGGAUGAAGUUCCGGUCGUGCAACACUGAGCCGUGUCCCAGAGGACAGAGAGACUUCCGCGAGGAGCAGUGCUCUCAGUUCGACGGCAAGCACUUCAACAUCAACGGUCUACCUCCCACCGUCCGCUGGAUGCCCAAGUACAGCGGUAUUCUAAUGAAGGAUCGGUGCAAGCUCUUCUGUCGGGUUACCGGGACAAUGGCCUACUAUCAGCUGAAGGACCGCGUCAUCGACGGCACACCAUGUGGCCCAGACACCUACGACAUCUGCGUUCAAGGCCUCUGUCGGCAAGCAGGCUGUGACCAUGUGUUGAACUCCAAGGCGAAGAACGACAAGUGUGGAGUGUGUGGAGGGGACAACUCCUCCUGCAAAACCCUCGCUGGGACCUUCAACGACGCCGAGUAUGGUUACAACACAGUAGUUCGGAUCCCUGCAGGAGCCACCAACAUUGAUAUCAAACAGGUCAGCUACUCUGGGAAGCCAGAGGAUGACAACUACCUCGCUUUAUCUGACGGCCAUUCUAACUUUCUCCUGAAUGGGAACUUUGUGGUGGCCAUGUUCAAAAGGGAAAUCACCUUCAAGGGAACUGUCAUUGAGUACAGCGGCUCAGACACCAAAGAGGAGCGCAUCAACUGCACUGAACGUGUUGAGGAGGAACUCAUCCUACAGGUUCUGUGUGUGGGGAACCUGUACAACCCAGACGUGCGCUACUCGUUCAACAUCCCCAUCGAGGAGCACAGGGAACAGUUUGUGUGGGACCCCUCGGGUUCCUGGCUGGAGUGCAGCCGCAUGUGUCAGGGUGAGCGAUGGCGCAAGGCAGCGUGUGUGAGGAAGAGUGACCACCUGGGGGUUUCUGACCAGCGCUGUGAGCCUCUACCCCGUCCCAACGCUGCCACUGAGCCAUGUAACACUGACUGUGAACUCAGGUGGCACAUAGCAGGGAAAAGUGAGUGCUCUGCUAAGUGCGGCCCUGGCUACCGGACCAUGGACGUACAGUGUAUGAGGUACAGCUCGCUGAAGAGGCAGAGUGAGAGGGUGGAGGGGAGGGCCUGUUCUGACCUACCCAAACCACAGGCCAGAGAGGCCUGCCACGGCGACUGUCUGCUCAAGAGCUGGCAGUACAGCAUCUGGUCCCAGUGUUCGAAGACGUGUGGUCGCGGGGCUCGUACCAGGGACUCCUACUGUAUGAACAACCUGGGGAGGAGACUGGUGGACAGGGACUGUAGUGACUCCCUGAGACUGGUCACCGAGAGCUGCAACGACCAGGCCUGCCCUGGCUGGUCAGCCAGCGAGUGGAGCGAGUGCUUGGUGACGUGUGGGAAGGGGAUGAGGCACAGGCAGGUGUCCUGUAGCAUGGGGGUAGGAGAGGAGAAGCUGAGCGAACACUUCUGUGACCCGAGCGCUAAGCCUCCGGCUGUGGGGAGCUGUGAGCUGCCAGAGUGUGCCUCCUGGCAGGUCGGAGUCUGGGGACCGUGUGCGGUGACGUGUGGCCAUGGUUACCAGAUGCGGGCUGUGAGGUGUGUGUCAGGGGCGUAUGGUGACACGGUGGAUGACAGGGAGUGUAACGCUGCAUCCAGACCCAGGGACAGCCAGGACUGUGAGGUGGCACCGUGUCCCUGGGCCUCUCCUCAACACAGCACUGUCCGCCCUGACAGCUCUGGUCAGCUCUUCACACAGUGGAGAUACGGCUCCUGGACCACGUGCUCUGUCUCCUGUGGGAAGGGGAAGCGUGCCCGUUACGUCAGCUGUCGGGACGCCCAGGGUGGAGUGGCAGACGAGUCCUACUGUGCCCAGCUGCUCCGGCCCCCAGAAUCCUCAGCCUGCUUCAGCCCGUGUGGCCAGUGGCGCUCCUGGGAGUGGUCUCCUUGUUCAGUGACGUGUGGUGUGGGCCGGGCCACCAGGCAGGUGGUGUGCAGUAACUACCACCACCAGGUUGACGAGUCCUUCUGUGAUCAGGACGAGAGGCCCAGCACAGAGCAGGAGUGUACAGGUGCCCCCUGCCCCUCCGUGUACCGCCAGAGGCCCAACGACCAGCCCUACAGCCCCCACGACCCCGCCAGCCACCCGGGACACAGCAGCUGGAACGUCCCCUCGGCAGACAACCAGUGGAGGACGGGGCCCUGGGGAGGAUGCUCCAGUACGUGUGCGGGGGGCUUCCAGAGGAGGGUGGUGGUGUGUCAGGAUGCGGAGGGUCGCAGCACCAGCCACUGUGACCAGAGGGUCAAACCUGCCGAGUCCAAGAACUGUGACUCAGGACCCUGCCCUCUGUGGAACUACGGCGUCUGGGGAGAGUGUACCCAGACGUGUGGUGGAGGCAGGAGGACGCGCCAGGUGGUAUGCCAACGGCCCAACGGUCAAAGACUCAACGACCACAACUGUGACAUCCUGGACAAGCCUCCUGACGUGGAGCAGUGUAACCUGGACCUGUGCCCGGGCAGCGCAUCCUGGCACCGCCGACCAUGGAAGCCGUGUUCUGUGAGCUGUGGCCGUGGGACCAAGGAGCGGGAGAUAGCCUGUGUUUACCCAAACCAAACCCGAAUAGAGGAAGAUCGCUGCAGUCAUCUGUCACGUCCCCGGACACAAAAGGCCUGCCGAGCUCGGGGAUGCCCCAGCUGGAAAGCCAACAGGUGGAGCGAGUGCUCUGUCCCCUGUGGAGUAGGGGUCCAGAACAGAGACGUGUACUGCAGACUGAAGGGUACAGGACGGGUAAGAGAAGAGCUGUGUGGUUCCCACAACCAUCCUGCCACUGCCCAGCCCUGCCAGGCUACUGAGUGUCUCCAUUACACCUGGGCAGCCGGAGAGUGGCAAGAUUGUAACGCCACCUGUGGAGAGGGUAUGAGGAACAGGAAGGUUCUAUGCGUGGGGGCUGGGCUGACCCCUGUCCAGGACGCCCUCUGUGACCCCUCGUCUUGCCCUGCCCUGCGCCAGCCCUGCAGUGGAGCAGCCUGCCACUACACGUGGAUGACAGGGGAGUGGUCACAGUGCUCUACCAGCUGUGGAGUGGGCUACCAGCAGCGUAUAGUGUCCUGCUCUGUGAUGCCAUCCUCCCUGACCCUGCACCCAUAUGAUGCCCAGUCCUCUGCACAGUCCCGCCCCCACUGUCCAGAGCCCCACCCUCCUGGCACCAGACAGUGCCUCCUUAGGGACUGCCCACAAGCUGCCUACUGGAAAGUUGGCCCAUGGAGCAAGUGCUCCCAGACGUGUGGAGCGGGAGUGAUGGAGCGCAGGUUGGAGUGUCUGGCCUCUAAAGGCCAACCGUCCAAACACUGCCGUCCAGCCGAGAGGCCCGAGUCACGGGCCGCCUGCCGAGAGAGAGAGUGUCAGCUGUUCAUGUCCUGCAGAGAGGUCCAGAUGAGACAGGAAGUGAGGAUGGAUGGGGAGUUCUACCUGAAGGUCAAGUCCAGGAUACUGCAGAUCUUCUGUGCCGAGAUGCAGACUGAUUUCCCUAAGGAAUAUGUUACUCUGCGGAGUGGUCAGACCGACAACUACUCGGAGGUCUAUGGAUACAGGUUGCUGAACCCUUUUGAGUGCCCGUAUAAUGGCAGCAGAAGGCAGGACUGUGACUGCAGGAAGGAUUACUCUGCAGCGGGAUACACUCUCUUCCAUAAGGUCCGCCUGGACAUCAGCUCCCUGAGGAUAAUGACCACAGACCUGCAGUUCUCUCAGACCCUGCUUGGCCGUCCCGUCCCGUUCGCCACGGCGGGAGACUGUUACAGCGCUGCCAAGUGUCCUCAGGGCCAGUUUAGCAUCAACCUCAUAGGGACUGGUCUGAAGGUGGCUGAGACAACCAAGUGGACCUCACAGGGCAACUAUGUCUCUGUCAAAGUCCACAGAUCAGAGGACGGGGCAAGAAUCUAUGGUCGCUGUGGUGGCUUCUGUGGGAAGUGCAUUCCCCAGCCUCACAACGGCCUGCUGGUUCAGGUCCAGUGAGGGUCAGACCAGGCAGUGAAACAGACACCAGACCAGAGCUUCCGGGGAUCCAAUGCACUUCAUUUGUGAAUGUGGCCACUAACUCCUCCCUUCAUCACCCCUUCCUCCCCACCCGGCAGCUAGAACAUAGGGACAGCUCAAAGAAUCUACACUGAGUAUACCAAAUAUUAGGAACACCUUCCUAAUUGAGUUGCGCUGCCCCCUUUUGCACUCAGAACAGCCUCAAUUCGUCAGGGCAUAGACUCUACAAGGUGUCAAAAGCGUUCCACAGGGAUGCUGGCCCAUGUUGACUCCAAUGCUUCCCACAGUUGUGUUAAGUUGGCUGGA
Molecule: messenger RNA, 6420 nt
Organism: Oncorhynchus gorbuscha (pink salmon)
Lineage: Eukaryota; Metazoa; Chordata; Actinopteri; Salmoniformes; Salmonidae
Product: A disintegrin and metalloproteinase with thrombospondin motifs 20
Exons: 38
Coding region: 307-6093 (1928 amino acids)
Biological process (GO): proteolysis; extracellular matrix organization
Cellular component (GO): extracellular matrix
Molecular function (GO): zinc ion binding; metalloendopeptidase activity
Source: RefSeq, a predicted model, not a curated record